CACCCCUACCCCACCCCUACCCCACCCCUACCCCACCCCUACCCUACCGCUACCCUACCCCUACCCUACCCCAUAUUGCGAAGCAAUUGUUAAAGACCAAAACAUGCGAGACAUAAUUGUUUUUUUAAGUAAAGUUUUAUCCCCACAUCAACUUCACAGGGAUAAAUUUAUCGCGUUUAAAUGUCAAAAGUCCCAAAGUAUAUCAUUUUAUCCACUCCAUAUGCCAUAGUCGAGGAAAAGAUCUCCACGCGUAAUGUCAAUCGGGGAUUAAUUUGUCUUUCCCUUGUGGUCAUGCUAUGACGGGUGGAUUUAUAUCCUUAGUCAGUGGAUAUAAUGGGUGGAUAAAAAUUUUAUCCCUUGCCCAUGCUAGCCCGGCAGCUGUUGCAUCUCGCACCUAUUCGGAGAAUAUAAAGCCUGAAAGAGAAGAAACUUAUCAUACUCAUCAAAUAAAGCAGACGCAGAAUGAUGUUUUACAAAUAAGAUCGAAAAUGACGUCAUCGCGAGGCCGAACACGAAGCGAGGUACGUGACGCGGCGGAGCAUCGGCGGAGCGAGGACCGCGGCGCGGGGUCGCGGGGCCCGCGCGCUGCUGUGCUGCCGCCGCGCGCGCGCCCCCUGGCGGCCGGCGCUAGCCAGCGACGCGCCGCGCCGGGCGCGACCAAACUGUGCGGUUACUGUGGUUGUGUUCAUAAAAAGUUUGAAUGUCCGGCGUACGGACAGAAGUGUAAUCGGUGCUUUCGAAAAAAUCAUUUUUCUCGCGUAUGUGGAGUGAAUUAUAUUGAGAACUCGGAUGAUGAGGAUAGUCAGGCGUCCGGUUAGAUGGGGUUUUGAAGACCAGCUUACUUAGCGACUGACCUGGGACUUCUUUGUUUUUUUUAAUAUACAUAUAUAAUUGUUUAAAUUUUUUUUAUCUCACUUUUCAGUAAAUAAUGUGUGACGUGUGAUGCAUGUUUGUCUUUUCUUAUAAUUUUGUGUUGAUUUUAAAUAUAUGUUUUUUUUCUUUAUAAUUUUGAAAAGGGGGAAAUGUUCA
Bicyclus anynana (squinting bush brown) is the source of this 1029-nucleotide messenger RNA. RefSeq lists its product as uncharacterized. NCBI's taxonomy places the organism in Eukaryota, Metazoa, Arthropoda, Insecta, Lepidoptera, Nymphalidae. The coding region runs from base 297 to 818 and encodes 173 amino acids. The transcript has 2 exons. The record is from RefSeq and is a predicted model, not a curated record.